Molecule: messenger RNA, 2437 nt
Organism: Folsomia candida
Lineage: Eukaryota; Metazoa; Arthropoda; Collembola; Entomobryomorpha; Isotomidae
Exons: 4
Coding region: 927-1469 (180 amino acids)
Source: RefSeq, a predicted model, not a curated record
UUCACAAUGAGAGAGGAUGCAAUUCAGCCAGACAGACAGAUUGUUCACCCUGCUGAAGAAGGAAAUUAUGUGAUAAAUAAAAUAUUUACGAAAACAAAGGGCAGUAAAAUUAUCAUAAAUAUAUAAAUACUUUUCGUCUAAAGAUUAUCUUUAGUCAGACUCUGGACUUUGCAGGAGAAGGAGAAUCUUCUUAUCAUUUAAUAAAUAUUGACACGAAGAUAAAGAUAAAAGUUUGAUCUCCAGUCCAGCAGUCUCUUUCUUGAUAAGUUGGAAACUCUUUAAGUUCGUCUUUUACUCAUUGCAAACGUGAUUAUUUGUCAAGGUUUAUGUACUUUUAAGCCAUCAUCUCAUCUCAUCUGGUGAAGGAUCAGUUACCAACAUUAAUAAACUUUGGACCAUUUUUUGUGUCUCCAGCAGUUCCAGCAGAGAUAUUAAGCAGAUGAUGAUGACAAGAGAGGACAGAUUACUAUUUGUGGCAUGAAUGAUCAUCAGCUAAAUGUAGCAACAUUGUAAAAGUAAAACUGGAGCAUCUCCUCGCUCGUCCAGUGUGUGUGAUUAAAUAAACUGUGUUAAAAAAUCGUUAAAGCGAGUUAGUUAUCCUUCUGCUGUGCGAAAUGUGGUUUAAGAACAACGUGUUGUCGUAAAUAUUUUAAUACGAAAAUUAAGCCAUGUAACUCGAACUGCAUACUAAAUUCUAACUGUGAUCGGUCAGCGACAGUUUAAUAGGGAUUCAAAAUUAUGGUCAUAAGAACAUUAUCAUUUGUGAUUUUAUUCUAAAGUUUAUGCAAAAAAAAUAUACACAAAAUUUGACGCCAAUUUUAAUAUUUUCCAAGUUUAAAGUAUUAACAACGUUUAAUAAGAUCACGAGCAGGAUCAACGAAAAUCAGAGGUUAUCAAUUACAUUACUUUAAAAAAAGGUCGUCACAAUGCGUUGCAGAUUUUGUGUCUCGUUAAGAUCCGCAGUUUUCUUUGGGGCCAGCAUCAACAUUUUUUUGGGAGCAAUCCACUUCUUUUAUUUUAUGAUGCAAAUGUUCCUUUAUUUCCGGUAUUUAAGGCGUCCCGAGCAGGUAAUGACGAGUUUAACGUGGGUCUCGUUUUUUACUCUGCUCAUGGGAGCCAUAUACUUCCCCUUGGGUUGCCUAAUCUUCAGAGGCGUGGAGAAAGAACGAUUAAACCUAAUUCGGUUCCCCAUGUGGAUAUUUUUUCUCUGCAAAGUGACCGAGUUAUCGCUCAAGGUGUACCACGAGUGGGCCCUGAUCCACCCCGACAGAAGGGUCGGAUUGGACGUCAGGAUCUACCAAACCAUCGACGUCGCCGCCGCGACCGUUUACUUUCUCGUGCUCUUCGUUUACGCCAAAAGACUCGCGCAAGGUCGCGGCGAGGGGUCCGACAACUAUUACAAGGCGUCCGAAGUGGAUGACGCGGAUCUCUCACUGCAGCGAAGAAAGGCCAAAUUGCUCCCGCAAUGAGAACCAUCAUUUUUUUAAAAUAUGUACCAAUUUUGUAUCAUUUUUGUAUUUAUUUCUUUUCGGCGAAUGACCAAUCGUAAAUAGGAUUACGUAUUUAUUAAGAAUGUUUAGACAAAAAAGAGAGCGUGUGAUGCGUGGGUUCGAUUUCUGCUUUAUUUCUGGAAAAUGGGGGGAAGGAAAUCCCGGCAAAUUCCCAAAAAUACUCGAAAAUUCACGGAAAUGCUCGAAAUUCACUUUUUCUGCUUUAUUCCUGGAAAACGGGAGGGAAGAAAAUCCCGAAAAAUUCCCACAGCUCGUAGCAAAACGGGCCCUUAAAAAUACUUGAAAAAUCACGGUAAUGCUCAAAAUUUCCGAAAAAUGGCCGAAAAUUCCUGGAAUCUUUGAAAAUUUCCGUUCAAAAAUUUCUCCCACUUUCCCGGAAAUGCGUGUGCAUCAAAAGUCGAAGCCAUGCUCUAAAAUUUCCGGAAACUUUCAACAUUUCCGAAAUAUGUUUGAUAAUUUCCCCCCGUUUGCACCGUAAAUAGAAGCUACGUGACCUGUAGACAAAGUAGUGCCUUAAAAAUGUAAGGAAAUGUUGAAAACCAAAAAAUUGUAUAUAUUGAUUUAAAUGAAUGUGUGUUGCCCUCGUUGUUCAGUGGCCGCGGAAGCCGUGGGGACAUCUGGGGACGAUAACAUUGUAGAAUAGGGAGGAAGGGGUUUGUAUAAGAUGCGGACAUCGAAUAGGUAACCGUGGGGACAUUGUUCCUCUGUCCUCUCAAGCUUCCGCGGCCACUGUCGUUGUUAUCUACUAUUUAGCAUAAAGUUAAAUUUAUGAAAGUUAAGUUUUAAGUUAAAUUAUUCUCAAUUAGCUCGUUAAGUAUCUCAAGAACAAUUUAAAUAUGUCUGAAAUUAUAAUCGGACAAAGCUACGCUUCCAUUCCAAACAAAAGUUGUAGUUAAUUAUAAUUGCUAAUUGUUAAUUAAUCACUU